GCAAUUGCGCAAGUGUUGCGGCCACCCGUACCUGUUUGAAGGCCAAGAAGACCGGUCGCUGCCUCCGCUGGGCGACCACGUCGUGGACAACUGCGGCAAGAUGAUCCUUAUGGACAAACUGCUCAAGCGAUUGAAGGCCCGUGGGUCCCGCGUGCUCAUUUUCAGCCAAAUGACCCGCGUCUUGGACAUCAUGGAGGAUUUCUGUCGCAUGCGCGCUUACGGGUACUGCCGCAUCGACGGCAAUACAUCGUACGACGACCGCGAAUCGUCGAUUGAAGACUACAACGCUCCGAAUUCGUCCAAGUUUAUCUUUUUGCUCAGUACUCGCGCGGGGGGGCUUGGAAUCAACUUGUACACGGCAGACAUUGUAAUUCUGUACGAUUCCGACUGGAACCCCCAAGCCGACCUCCAAGCCCAGGAUCGAGCGCAUCGCAUUGGCCAGAAAAAGGAGGUGAAUGUGUACCGAUUUGUCACGGCGAACUCGGUCGAGGAGAAAAUCAUCGAGCGCGCGCAGCAAAAGCUCAAGCUGGACGCGAUGGUCGUGCAGCAAGGCCGACUCCAAGAGAAGCAAAAGAACUUGACCAAGAACGACAUGCUCGACAUGAUUCGGUUUGGCGCGGACGAAGUGUUUCGCGCAACCGACGACUCGAUGAUCACGGACGAAGACAUUGACGCGAUCUUGGCCAAAGGCGAAGCGCGGACUGAAGAAAUGAACUCGAAACUGCAAGCGCACGACAAGGGGGACCUGCUCAACUUUAAAUUGGACGGUGGGGGGUGCCAAGUGAUUGAUGGCGUGGAUUACUCCAAGGAAAAGGAGCGCAUGGAAGAAAUCAAGCGCCUGGCAGACUUGGAGUUUGCGCGCACACUGGCCGACGGCAUGGGCAAGCGCGAGCGGCGCACAGUCAUCAAAGCGGAUGAACCGUCGGCGUUCAAAAUCAAGUCCAAGAUGAAACAACUCCCCAAAGCCAUGCGACUGCCGCGCAUGGACGAAUGGCAGUUUUACAACCGACGUCGCAUGACGGAAAUCCACGACAUCGAAGUGUCGGCGUACGAACUGGCCAAAGCCAGCGGCGACGCGGUUGACUCGACGUCGAUGUAUUUGAGUCCUGCGCUGCAAGCUGAAAAGGAACAUUUGAUCCAAACGGCGUUUGGCGACUGGAACAAACCCCACUUUUUCCUGUUUGUAAAGCUCCUGGCCCGAUACGGUCGAUCGAAUCUUGCCGCGAUUGCGCGGGAAAUGGUCAAACCGUACGACGAAGUGGCGCGAUAUGCCGACACAUUUUUCACCCGCGGGUCGGAACUGACUGACUGGGACAAAAUCCGCAAGUCGAUUGAAAAGGGCGAGUCCAAGUUGCUUGAAAUCCAACGGCUGGCCGACCAAACGGCCCUGAAAAUCAAGCGUUAUGCCAACCCGUACGACGAUUUGGUGAUCAAUUACCAAGGCAAAGCAGGGUGGACAUAG
Molecule: messenger RNA, 1462 nt
Organism: Aphanomyces astaci
Lineage: Eukaryota; Oomycota; Saprolegniomycetes; Saprolegniales; Verrucalvaceae
Exons: 7
Biological process (GO): nucleosome organization; regulation of transcription by RNA polymerase II
Cellular component (GO): nucleus; chromatin
Molecular function (GO): ATP hydrolysis activity; ATP-dependent chromatin remodeler activity; DNA binding
Source: RefSeq, a predicted model, not a curated record